AUGGGUUCCACACCAUUCACCCUCAAGUGGGGCAUUCUGGCAACCGGAGGCAUAGCAAAAACAUUCACCAAAGACCUCCUUGUUAACCCCUCAACACGCAACACCUCGGAUAUCUACCACUCCGUCGUAGCCGCCGCUUCAUCAUCCUCUGUAUCACGUGCCCAAUCUUUCCUCAAAGAAGUCGGCGCACCAACAACCGCAAAAGCCUACGGCCACUACAAAGACCUAGUUUCAGAUCCCGAUGUCGACAUUGUCUACGUCGCGACACCACAUUCCCACCACUACCAGAACGCGCGAAUGUGCCUGGAGGCCGGUAAGCAUGUGCUGUGUGAAAAAUCAUUUACAGUGAAUACAGAGCAGGCUAAGAUUCUUGUCGAUCUUGCGAGGGAGAAGCAGCUGUUUCUGAUGGAGGCGGUGUGGACGCGGUUUUUCCCUCUGGCAAAGGAGAUCAGGGGGAUUGUGAAAAGCGGGGUGGUUGGCGAGGUUAAGAGGGUUUUUGCGGAUUUGAGCUUUUGGAAUGAUGUUGAGAGGGAGUUUGGGCCGGAGCAUCGGAUGGUGAAUAUGGAUUUAGCGGGGGGUGCGUUGCUGGAUUUGGGGAUAUACUCCCUAACCUGGGUCUUCCAGAUCCUAUACCAUAUCGUGCCGGAAGCACAGCGAGGGCCGCCGACCGUCGCAUCGUCAAUCACGAAGUACGCUGGCACAGGUUGUGAUGAGAUGGUUUCCAUGAUUCUUAGCUUCCCGCCUAAUAGCGCACAUGGAAUUGCAACUACAAAUCUCCGCGUCUCCCACAACCCUAACCCCGACCACCCCUCGGACAACCCCAUCCGCAUCCAAGGCACCCUUGGCGAAAUCUCCAUCGCCUUCCCAGCCUACCGUCCCCUGUCUUACAAAAUGAUCCCUGCAUCCUCGCCGUCUCGCGGUACGCCGGCGACCUUCCAGUACCAAGAGGUCAAGCAUGACAUUCCUAGUGGCGGCCAAGGAAUGUUCUGGGAAGCGGAUGAAUGUGCACGAUGUAUAAGGGAUGGGAGGUUGGAGAGUGAGGGGAUGCCCUGGGAAGAGAGUUUAGUUAUUAUGCGGGUUAUGGAUGAAGUGAGGAGGCAGGGGGGAUUGAGGUAUCCUGAGAAGUUGGAGAGUGUGGAGUUUCCUCUGGAGGGGUUUUGA
Molecule: messenger RNA, 1161 nt
Organism: Lindgomyces ingoldianus
Lineage: Eukaryota; Fungi; Ascomycota; Dothideomycetes; Pleosporales; Lindgomycetaceae
Product: NAD(P)-binding protein
Exons: 5
Coding region: 1-1161 (386 amino acids)
Molecular function (GO): nucleotide binding
Source: RefSeq, a predicted model, not a curated record